CACGGCAGCCAGAGGAUUGUGGGAUACCUUUGUAAGAAGCGGGAAAGAGGAAACUCGGUUUGAACAGCGUAGUUCGAAAUGUAAUCAGUUAGCCUACUAGCUAUCCACUCAAGUAUCAUUUUUAGCUUUCUGUUUCAGGGAACACGCUCGAACGUUUGCCUAACUGGCUGUUUCUCACCAUAGAGCUAGCUGGCUUCCUAAAAUGAGAUCUAGAGAAACUGCGGAUGGUGGACCUAACAAGGCAUCGUGUAAAAGAAACCGUGUGGUGAAGAAGUCCCGCUCCUCAGACGGGCGGCCGCUGUUUGGGAAGUGUUUCUACCUGCACCUAGUGUCCAACAAGAAAGCUGAAUCGUUGGAGAAGGACAUCAGACUGCUAGGAGGGACUGUCGAAAAGUUCUUCAGCAAGGAGAUAAAGUACGUCGUAUCAGAUAAGAAGGAUGCCAAGUUUGUCCAGUGCCUGGGAAGGAACUCGCCGGUGGCCAGCCCAGACUCGGCUCACAGUUCCCCCCUACCCAAACAGAGGAGUCCAAAAGGGAGCUCUCAGGGCCUCACGGAUGCUGUGGUUGCAAGUAGGGGAAAGUCUUUGGUUGAGAGAGUAAUAAAGGAACAGGAGAGGGUACAGAUCAACAGAAUUUUAUCUAAUGCCUUGAAGUGGGGAGUCAAAAUCCUGCAUGUUGAAGAUAUAAUCUCCUAUGUUGAAAAACAGAAGAGAAAUCUCACUUCAAAGAGUAAAGCCGUGUCUGCUUUAAAGAAUGAGACUAAAACCAGCUCUACCCAAAGAGGUGCUUUUCAGAAACAUGAUGCUGGGAGGAUCAACCGACCUUUUGUAAAAGUGGAGGACUGUACCAGGCAGUAUAAGCCGAUCUACCUGUCCAUGCCAUACCUGCCUGUGUUCAAUUUCACGACUACGCCCCCCUGCACGCCAUUUUAUGUGGACGAUUAUGGCAAAGGCCAUGGAAAGAAAAUUAAGGAACGCAGGCUUAAAAACCCGAAAUCUGCAGGAAGUCAGGACGGCGACAGUGUUAGACCUCUCAAGGUGAGGGAGAAGAAGCUUGGAGGAUACUGUGAGUGCUGCCGGGUGAAAUACGCAGCUCUGAGGACGCACCUUGGCACAGAGCAUCAUAAAGCCUUUUCCAAGACUGACGCCUACGAUGUUGUGGACCAACUCAUCUCAGGGAUGGAGUUUGAUGUUACCGAGAUCAAACACAUGAAAAGGGGAGGGUGCAGUGUUUCCUCUGCUGUCCAAGUUUCUGUGCCAAAACUGGCCCUGCGGGAUAGGAGAGAAGUGAGUCCGCCAAGGCUCCAGGACACCGGAGGCGGCCAUGCUUUUAAGGGAGCCUCCUGUUUGGCUUCCACCUGGGAGCCCUCAGCCUCCUGUAGGCCAAGGAAGCGCAGCAGUGAGGCUCUCCCUGGCGGCUGUGGCCCCAAAAUGGCGCAUUCCCAUAGACGUGAGAGAACACGUGUGCUCGGGCCGGCAGUCGCAGCGCAACAGGGCAACUGCCCGCGUCAUUUGGCACAAAGUAGCACCUCUGACAAAACUCUCACGUCAGCCUCUGGACAGCUGCUUGACAACAACAUGGCAGUAAUAGGACAUAACAGGGAGGAGACGGCAGUAAGGAAAGCCAACAGAAAUGAUUCUGUUUCACUGGACACUGCUGGCGGUUUACAUCUUUCCUGUGUGGUCAGUCGCGGUACGACGAGCACCGACCACACGGAUGCGGCAAGGACUUUGCAGAACAGGGUCCAGAUGGCAAGAGCGACGUGCGAGGCAGUGACUCUGUGCGCCACGAGCAGCGAUCUCAGUGAAUCGCAGUGCCCCCCUGACGAGGAACUGCAAAGGAAGGUCUGCAGUGUCAGAAGGCGCCGGAAAACUGUCCGAGCUUCAGAGGGACCCGUUAAAAAUGCGGAAUCCUUAAGUGGUGUGAGUUGGCAGCUCUUUCAGUCCAGCGAAGACAUGGAAUGGGAUUUCAAGGGUUUUGAAAUCUAGUAACAGCACUUUGGAAGUUCUGAUAGUGGCCUUACCUCUUGUUUAUAUAUAUAAAUUCAUAUAUAUAAAUAAUAUAUUUAUGUUUAUACAUAAAUAUAUACAAAUAUAUAAUAUAGACACGCACACACAGUCAAAUUAUUUGAAUAGCGGUACAGACAUUGUUGAAGGCUGCUCCCCUGCUGUGUUUGACAGGGCUGCACUUCUUGUUCUGUUUGGUCAACUGAAUGUCUGUCGAUCAACUUAUACUGGCAGGAAUGACUGCUCCUGUAUUCCUGUACGGUGAAUUAUUCAUGCCAGUGUUUCUCGAUCCUGCCUUCUGGGACCCACAGACAGUCCGUGUUUUUGCUCCCUCUGAGUUCCCUGCCUGACGGUCCACAUUUUUGCUCUCUCCCGGGAGCAAAAGCAUGGACUGUCUGCAUGUCCCUGAGGAUUAGAUUGGGAAAUUCUGAUUUAUGGUGCUGGUAUCAGACAUGGAAUAUGGAAAUCGAACCAGUGUGAUCUCAAUGUAACCAUGUGAAAUUACUGUAUGAAGUUGUUUGAAUGUCGUGCUCUUGAAUUAUGGCAGAUGCUUGAAAAAAAUUUUUUAAUGAAUAUCUAAAAGGAGAAAACCACGACGGUGUGUGUAUUGUGUGUGGUGCAGAGGUUAGGUAAUUAAAAAUGGACAAUGACCUCUCCCCUGGUUCGUGAGAGACGGGCCAGCAAACCAAACUGGCCAAAAUGAGGCCACUGCUUCUGAGAAUUAGGCUAUGGCUUUGACCUGAUUACCCCAAGUCAGCUUUUUCUUACCCAUUAUUGUCAUAAAAAAUACAUGUGCGCAGUGGCUACGGGGAGGUGGGCCCCUGCGUUUCCUUGUGCACUGCACCCUGGUGCUGACCGGUGGGGUCGCGCCCUCCAAGGCUGUCAGUCUCCAGUGUCGGUGCUCCGCUUCGAUGGCCCAACCCAGGCAGGAAUGCUUGCUGCCAUCUGUAGAAUAUCCAAGUGUAUUAGGCGUGUUCCUUGUGAUAACAUGAGUUCUGAGACAUGCAUUAUUCAGUUCAGUAAAUUAAUUAUAUU
Molecule: messenger RNA, 3040 nt
Organism: Brienomyrus brachyistius
Lineage: Eukaryota; Metazoa; Chordata; Actinopteri; Osteoglossiformes; Mormyridae
Gene: dbf4
Product: DBF4 zinc finger
Exons: 13
Coding region: 203-1987 (594 amino acids)
Biological process (GO): positive regulation of nuclear cell cycle DNA replication; regulation of cell cycle phase transition
Cellular component (GO): Dbf4-dependent protein kinase complex; nucleus
Molecular function (GO): nucleic acid binding; zinc ion binding; protein serine/threonine kinase activator activity
Source: RefSeq, a predicted model, not a curated record